This is a messenger RNA of Haliotis rubra (blacklip abalone), 1992 nucleotides long. RefSeq names its product beta-glucuronidase-like. The transcript has 12 exons. Gene Ontology annotation, molecular function: beta-glucuronidase activity; carbohydrate binding. Gene Ontology annotation, biological process: carbohydrate metabolic process; glucuronoside catabolic process. The record is from RefSeq and is a predicted model, not a curated record. NCBI's taxonomy places the organism in Eukaryota, Metazoa, Mollusca, Gastropoda, Lepetellida, Haliotidae. Bases 29 to 1897 code for a protein of 622 amino acids.
UGUAUUAUGUUCGAUCCGGAGUGACACUAUGUGGGCAGGCGUGUGUGUCGUAGUGUUUCUGUGUGUCACGGGCGUUGUGGGGGUGGGGAUGCUCUAUCCCCGGGACUCUGAGAGUCGGGAGGUCAGGAACCUGGAUGGAAUGUGGAACUUCCGUGCUGACAUGUCCCCUACCAGAAAUGCUGGACUGAAGGCGGCUUGGUUCAAACAACCUUUAGCUAAAACUGGUCCCGUGAUUCCGAUGCCUGUCCCCUCCAGCUACAACGAUGUGACCCAGGACAUCUCUCUGCGGGACUUUGUUGGAUGGGUGUGGUACGAUCGUGAUUUCUUCGUGCCUCAAGACUGGCAGAACCGGAGAGUGGUUCUCCGCUUUGGCAGCGCUAACUACUACGCUAUUGUGUGGGUCAACGCUCAGGAGGUGGUUCAACAUAACGGAGGCCAUCUUCCAUUCGAGGCUGAAAUCAACAAGUAUCUACAUUUUGGUGGGAGCAAUUUGCUGACUGUGGCCGUGAACAACACUCUUACUCAACACACUCUACCUCCGGGCACCAUCCAGUACCAGGCCGACACAGAGAGAUAUCCAGAUGGGUACUUUGUCCAGAAUCUCCAGAUGGACUUUUUCAACUAUGCUGGUAUUCAUCGCCAUGUCCGUUUGUACACGACCCCAACCACCUACAUAGAUGAUGUGACUGUUACAACUAAUAUCAGUAACGGGAAAGCAGGUAUUAUGCAGUACCAGAUCGACGUUGGUGGUUCUGCCCAGGGUAGCAGUAUCAAGGUGGAUGUUGAGGACAAGGACGGCAACGUCGUCGGAACAUCUACCAACUUCACCGGCACUGUGACCGUGGCUAAUGCCAACCUCUGGUACCCCUACACCAUGAUGCCAAACUCUCCUGCCUAUCUCUACACAUUAAAGAUGACCUUGACCUCUAAAGCAGGAACGGAUGUGUAUCGGCUGCCAGUUGGUAUCCGCACCAUACAAGUGACAGACUCCCAGGUGCUCAUCAACAACAGGCCGUUCUACUGCCAUGGAAUCGGAAAACACGAGGACGCAGAUAUUAGGGGCAGAGGUCUUGACUAUGCCACCAUUGCAAAGGAUUUCAACAUGUUCAAGUGGCUGGGAGUCAACUGCUUCCGUACGUCCGUUUAUCCAUAUGCGGAGGAGAUCAUGGACCAGGCUGACCAGGAAGGAAUCAUGGUCAUUGACGAGAGUCCAGGUAUCGGCAUCACACAGGAUGAAAACUUCAGCAACACAUCUCUGUUCCAUCAUCUCGAAGUGAUGGAUGAGCUUGUGAGACGGGACAAGAACCGUCCUGCCGUCAUGAUGUGGUCUGUCGCUAAUGAGCCAGGAAGUGACAAGGGCAUUUCUAUACCAUAUUUCAAGUCAGUUAUUGGACAUACAAGAAGCCUUGACCCUACAAGACCUGUCUCUUUUGUGUCGAACAAAAACUACAUUGAUGAUAAGGCAGUCCAGUUUGUAGACAUCAUUUGUUUCAACCGCUACUAUGCUUGGUACACUGACACGGGUCACACAGAGGUCAUUCAGGUCCAAAUGGCAAGUGACAUGGACGGAUGGAGAAGCAAGUACAACAAGCCACUGUUUGUCACUGAAUAUGGAGCAGGGUCUGUUGCUGGCUUGCACAGAGAUCCAUCGUCUGCAUUUACAGAAGAAUACCAAGUGGACUUCAUGGCCGAAUACCACAAGCAGUUUGACUCAAGGAUUGGAAAAGAUUUAGUUGGAGAAAUGGUGUGGACGUUUUCUGACUUCAUAACGGCUCAGGGUGUCAAGCGGGUAGUGGGCAACAAGAAGGGAGUUCUCACCCGUCAACGUCAACCCAAACCUGCUGCCUUCCUCCUCCGUCAGAGGUACCAAGCCUUGAUAAACAGAACAGCUCACUGACUUCAAAUGCAUGGACAGACAAUAUAAGAAUACAUGUACAUGGGUUAAUUUCUAUGAUUUUUAGUAACAUUGUGACUGUAACAACCAACGCAAAA